Anolis carolinensis (green anole) is the source of this 3981-nucleotide messenger RNA. RefSeq names its product gastrula zinc finger protein XlCGF17.1-like. The coding region runs from base 2479 to 3618 and encodes 379 amino acids. Lineage: Eukaryota; Metazoa; Chordata; Lepidosauria; Squamata; Anolidae. The transcript has 2 exons. The record is from RefSeq and is a predicted model, not a curated record.
UUUCUGAACUUUUCCCAAACUCCUUCUGGAAUGCUCUGUGCUCUUCCAGGCCCAUAAUAAUAACUCCAUGGAAGUCCCUGCACCAGAGGAAUCUCCACCAGACACCACCCAGAGUCUCAGGCAGAAGGAGCUGAAGCGGGAAGGAGACGGGGCUGCCGCCUUGCAGGGUGAGAAGGAACUCUUCUGGGAGUUUUGGGGUUUUGUGCCAGUGGAAAUUCCGCUUUGGGGGGAUGAGUGCACACCCACAGUUUGAGCUUCAGAAGGUGAACAUUUUGGGUCAUUUGGCCUUGAGAUUGGUAUAUAUCUUAAACUCAUGUACUUAUGUACCUAUGUACUUUGAUAAGUAUUUUAUAGAAAUGUAGUUUUAAUGUGGAUCUUUUAUAGAAAUAUUUAUUUAUUAUUUAAUUUAUAUACUGAUCUUCUCCCCAAGGGGGACCCAGAGCAGUCUUACACAAUGGCAGAAUUAAAUGCCACAUAUAAUACAACAUGCAAAAAAAACCCAAAUAUAAAACAAAAAUAAAAUCUGGUAUCCAAAUCAAAUUAAAACAAUUAAAACCAUGUGACCAUUACAACGGGGGAAGUUUUGAGCCAAAGUCAGAGCCCUAAUAUGCAUCUUUGUUGAAUUUUGGCAAUGUUCGUAUUUUAAAAAUUGUGUUGUAACCCGCCACAAACUGCAAGGAGAGGCAAAUAAGAAAUAAAAUUAUUGUUGUUGUUUUGUUGUUGUUGUUUUUCUUAUAUGUAGGCAUUGGGUUAUUUUAGGUAGCCCUUCAGUAUCUUCCCAGGUGGGACCCUAAGCUGAGCUGAGCCCUGAAACUGAGCUGGAAGACAAACAGCAAAGAAUCACUUUAGUCAAUUGAACUACCAAGCCCAGUACUAGUUUCAUUCCAACAUAUUCACAGCACUGCUUGUGAAAUAAAGUGCUAAACCCUCACAUUGUACAUCUUCUUGGGCUGUUGAAUGCGCUUGUGUUCUUUGGCUCGUUUCCUCAUUGGUUUCUUUAUAGGACUGCAAUGGUCACCUCUGAGGCCUGUUUCUGUGACCAGCUUUCCACCCCUUGCUCUCUCUCCAGGGUCUGGAAUGAUGCUGUUGCCGAAUCCUCAGCCGUUUCUCCCCCUUUGCGAUGGAGUGGGACUGAGUCAGGUAAGCAGGAGGAUUCCUGGGAGAGGAGGACGGGGCCUGCCGGGGUGCCUUUGGUUCCAGGCUUAAUCAGCAAAUAUCUGUUUAAACAGACAAGAUUUAAGGCGUUUCCUUAGAAGUGAAAUACUAAAGGCACAAUUACAAGGAGGGGAAAAAAUGAAGAGAAAACUAAAGAAACCAGAAUGGAUGUUCAAAGAACUUUCAACGGAGCUAAGAUUUAAAAGGGACAUGUACAUGAAAUGGAAAGGGGAGGAUCACCAAAGAAUGUAAACGACUAAACAGCAUAAGCAUAAGUAGCAGAUCAUGAAGAAGGCCAUCUGGAAUCACUUAGAAAAAAUGCUGUAAUCACUGAAGGGCAAGAUGGGUUUCUCCAAAACAAGUCAUGCCAGACUAAUCUGUUUUUCAGUAGAGUUCCAAGCUUUGUAGAUGAAGGAAAUGCAGUGGGUGUAGCACAUCUUGCUUUCAGUAAGACCUUUGGAAAGGCCUCUCCUGGUUUUAUAAACAACUAGUAAAAAGUGGGCUGGAUAAUACUCCUGUUCAGUGGAUUUGUAAUGGUUUGAGUGACAACGGGUGGAGUGGGCCCAGUACUGCUCAACAUGCGUAUCUUAUUUUCAGAUGACAAAAAAUUAGCAAGCAUAGCUGACAGUCUAGAAGAUAGGAUCAGAAUUCAAAAUGGCCUGAACAUGUUAGAGAGCUGGGCCAAAACUAACCCAAUUAAUGUCAACAAGAAUAUAUGUAGAGUAGUACACUUAGGCAGGAGAAAAAUGCCAUGCACAGGUACAGGAGGGGCAACACCUGACUUGACAAUCAUUCAUAUGAUGGGAUCUUGGAGUGUUAGAGGACUGCAAGUGGAACAUGAGCCAACAAUGUGAUGCAGCAGCUGAAAAGACAAUGGGAUUUUGGGCUGCAUCCCAAGGAAUAUUGUGUCUAGAUUCAGGGAAGUCAUGGCGACCUUCUUUCUGCUUUGGGGAGACCUCACCUGAAAUUACACUGUGUCCAGUUGUGGGCAUCACAAUAAAAGGGGGAACAUACCCUGAUUCCAUUUCUGAUUCUAUAUAUCAAUUAAGAAAUGGUUCUUACCUGCGACCAACCCGUCGUCUCUACAAAGCUUACCUUUGUGGCAUGGAGGCCUUCGCCCUUUCCCUUUCAAGCAACCAGCAGGAAUGUAAGUUUACUUUAAAUUAUUUCUUGUCAUCAUUUUUCUUGAUAUCUCUCACGUGAGGAGGGAAUCUUUUCUUCUUCCGCCAGGGCCCAGUCGCCUUUGAGGACGUGGCUGUGGAUUUCUCCCUGGAGGAGUGGGUUCUCCUGAAUCCGGACCAGAAAGCCUUGCACAAGCAGGUCAUGGAGGAGAUGAAUGGGAUUGUGGCCUCUCUUGUAGAUAACGGGGAGAAGAGCCAUGUAUGCACCAAGUACAGGAAGCAUUUGGGACACAACUGGGCCUUUCGUCGAGACCAGCAAGCCCACAGAGAAGAUGGAAGUUCUGCCAGAGAAAGGCCCGACAAAUGCAAUGUAUGUGGGCAGUGUUUUACCCAAAAUAUGGCACUUGUGCUUCACAAGACACUCGAUGUUGGGAAAAGCCAUCUUAAAGGGAAAGUAUCUGCAAAAUGUGUGGUGAAACACAAGAAAUUUCACAUGGGUCAGGAACCAUACAGAUGCCAAGAGUGUGGGAAGUGUUUUGCUUUCAGUUCAGCCUUGGUGAGGCUCAAAAGACACCACACAGGAGAGAAGCCAUACCAGUGCCAGGAGUGUGGGAAAUGUUUUGCUUUCAGUUCAAACUUGAUGAGGCACAAAAGACUCCACACAGGAGAGAAGCCAUACCAGUGCCAGGAGUGUGGGAAAUGUUUUGCUUUCAGUUCAAACUUGGUGAGCCACAAAAGACUCCACACAGGAGAGAAGCCAUACAAAUGCCAGGAGUGUGGGAAAUGUUUUGCUGACAGCUCAACCUUGGUGAAACAGAAAAGAGUCCACACGAGGGAGAAGCCAUACAAAUGUGAGGAGUGUGGGAAAUGUUUUACUACCAGUUCAGCCUUGGUGAGGCACAAAAGACUCCACACAGGAGAGAAGCCAUACCAAUGCCAGGAGUGUGGGAAAUGUUUUACUGCCAGUUCAGACUUGGUGAAACACAAAAGACUCCACACAGGAGAGAAGCCAUACCAAUGCCAGGAGUGUGGGAAAUGUUUUGCUUCCAGUUCAGCCUUGGUGAAACACAAAAGACUCCAAACAGGAGAGAAGCCAUACCAAUGCCAGGAGUGUUGGAAAUGUUUUGCUUCCAGUUCAGCCUUGGUGAAACACAAAAGACUCCAAACAGGAGAGAAGCCAUACCAAUGCCAGGAGUGUGGGAAAUGUUUUGCUUCCAGUUCAGCCUUGGUGAAACACAAAAGACUCCAAACAGGAGAGAAGCCAUACAAAUGCCAUGAAUGUGGAAAAUGUUUUACUCAGAGUUCAUCUCUUAACCAGCACCAGAGAAUACAUACAGGCUAAAAAACAGCCAUUGUGGGAAAAUGUCUGAUUUCAAACAGGACCCUUUGAGAAGUUCUGCGUCAGAUUUGGUGGAGUCCCGUUCUUGUCAUUUGAACCUGUAAGUUGGAGGUCCUGUUCUCUGGAGCAGCAGAAAGCAAGCUCUGUGUGACAAUCCUUCAGAGCAGUGGUUCUCAACCUGUGGGUCCCCAGAUGUUUUGGCCUUCAACUUCCAUAAAUCCUAACAGCUGGUAAACUGGCUCUGAUUUCUGGGAGUUGUAGGCCAAAACACCCGGGCACCCACAGGUUGAGGACCACUGCUUCAGAGAGUUAAAUAUGAUUGUCUUGUCCCCUCGCCUGAAAAGAAAUAAACCAUAUGUGAUUCCA